AUGACAGAUAAUAAUACAAUCACAGAAAUUCCAGUUUUCAUUGAUGGAACAAAACUCUUAAAUUUCAAAGUAAAAGAUUUAAAUAAAAAUUUAGAAGAAUUAAGAAGUUCACUUGGAACCAUCAUUCCAUUUGAUCAUGUAUUUGAAGAUAAAGAUGGUGCCAUCGAUGCUGAAGACGAAGAACACAAAAAGAUUUCCGAUGCUUUAGUCGAUAAUGCUAUUCAUUUCAAAACCCAAAUCUCAAUUGCUAAGGAUCAAGGUGUAGAAUUAUCUCAAGAUUUUCAAACACUAGCUAUCAAUAUUAAAGGUGUCAGUAAUAGUACCUCAGUUAAAUCAACUUCAACUACAGAACCAAAAACUGAUGACAAACCAAAAGAUGACACCCAAAAUGAAAGUAACGCUGAAAAAGAAGAAAGAGCAACAAAAAAUGCAGGCUUAACAAAUAUUAAUAUUGAAGAAAAUCGUUCAGAUAUUUACGAGUAUUGCAAAAAUUUACCCCUUAGAUAUUCAAUCGAUAGUGAAACUUUUGAGGAUAGAGCUGAAGUAGUUCAAUGGGAUAUCAGUAACGCAUUAAUUUUCCCACCACAAGAAACUUUAACUUUUAUUACAAAAUCAACAUUUAAUUCCGUCGAACAUAAUGCCCAUAAAGGUGGUCUUUACUCAUGGAAUGGUACUCUUGCUUUAAAAUCCAUUGUUAACGCUACCCAUAAAGGAUCUGUAGAAAAAGAUGAAACAAAAGCAAAGGAAUCUAAAACUGUUUACUCUUAUACCCAUGGUAUGGUUUCAAGACUCGAAAUUAGAAUCGAACAAGAACACAUCACUUUAAAGAGUAGUUUUAUUUCUGACCUUGAAGAUGCCUCAUCAGAUUUAAAUUCCUUAAAGAAUUUCCUUAAAACUAGAGAAUUCUUCCCAACUCGUUUUGUAUUAGGUGGUAAAAUCUCAUCAACUGGUUACAAGAAAGACUGCACUGAGAGUGAUAAGGAAACCUUUGGUUUAACCCUUGAAAACCAUUUCAAAACAAGUUUCCACGACUCUGUAAAUUUAGAAUUAGGUGCCAAUGUAAAUAAAAAUAAUUCAAAUUCAAAUACAUCGAUUGAUAAUUGUUCAUUUGACGAAAAGAAGGUUUUUGGUGGUACAAGUUCCCUUAGAGAUGAUUUUGAUAAAUAUAUAUUAUCAUUGGAAAAAAUUGGAAGUUGUUCAAUCAUUGAAAUUGGUAAUCUUUGUACAAUUUGGAAAAUUUUAAAGAAUCAAAAUAAAGAAUUACACGAAAAAUGUAUGAACCUUUUAGAUAGCGAAGAAAAAACUUUAAAUGUUAAAGUUUAUUCAUCUGUUAAAACAAGUUUAACAAAAGGAUAUUCUAAAUUUAUAAUUAAUGGUAAAGAAAUUGAUUUCGGUUCAAAUGUUGGUUUUAAUGUUGUUUUAUUAGAUUCAAAAGGUUCAAACUUGGAUUCAAAAUUUUUCUACACAAGUUCUGUUUUCUUUUUCAUCAAUCGUUCAAAGAAUUUAGCUCGUUAUUUAAAUUCAGUUAAAGAUGGUACAAUUGUUCUUAUCUCUGUUAAUGGUGAUGGUUUCUCACGUUUAAGCGAAUUAGCUCAAAAGGCAUUAACAGAUAUUGGUAUUGAUGGUGUCGAAUUUAAAGAAGCUCAAAGUUCAUUCUGUGCCAUCCUUAGAAAAGGUGAUAAAUCAGAAUUAGUUCAAAGCUCUAGAGAUAAUUCCGAAGCAUUUGUUGAAAAAACUUUUAUAAUUAAAAAAUAA
Molecule: messenger RNA, 1755 nt
Organism: Dictyostelium purpureum
Lineage: Eukaryota; Evosea; Eumycetozoa; Dictyosteliales; Dictyosteliaceae
Exons: 2
Coding region: 1-1755 (584 amino acids)
Source: RefSeq, a predicted model, not a curated record